GUAUUCCUUGUAGUGCUUGACAACAAUAUUGUUUUUUAUUCUGCUACAGUUGAUGGUAACUUUACUGAGUGGAGCAACUGGACAAGAUGCUCUGUAUCGUGUGGCAAUGGUACACAAGAACGUAACCGUAGCUGUUCUAAGCCAACACCGGCAUAUGGUGGUAACAAUUGCAYUGGCAAUCAUUCGGAGAUACAUUUCUGCACCCAACCGCAUUGCCCUGUCGAUGGUAACUUUUCUGAGUGGAGCAACUGGACAAGAUGCUCUGUAUCGUGUGGCAAUGGUACACAAGAACGUAACCGCAGCUGUUCUAAGCCAACACCGGCAUAUGRUGGUAACAAUUGCACUGGCAAUCAUUCUGAGAUACGCUACUGCACCCAACCGCAUUGCCCUGUCGAUGGAAACUGGACUUCAUGGUCUGCUUGGUCUGUCUGUAGCAAACCCUGCGAAUCUGGCUCCCAAAACAGCACUAGGACAUGUAGCAACCCAGCUCCACAGCAUGGAGGGAAGGAAUGUAAAGGAGCAAGGAACAGAUCAAGAUUAUGUAACACUUUUGCCUGCAUAGCUGCUGAGGUAACGGUUUUGGUUCGCUUUCCUGAYRAAAACUGGGAUGAAGACUUGAAGGACUUGAGCAGUGAUGCAAGUYUGCUUCUCAAAGAAAAGAUUCUAAAAAACUUAAAGAAGAUAUAUAGUGGAGAGAAUCCUGUAUUAAAGAUUGAAGUUCACUCUUUCAGCAAAGGCAGUGUUGUUUCCAACUUCACCAUCAUUUAUAGCACCAUGGAAUCCUUGCAGCUCAUCAUACUACAAGAAUGGAUUGAGAAAGAGGGUUUCCUCGGUGCGAUGCCUGUACAAACUACUUACAUUAAAACAUCUAAAGUUCCAAGUUCCAGCCCACGAGUACAAAGCAUCAAAAGCCAUAACUCUACCUCAAUCUCUCUAUCAUGGUCUUCCAUCUCAUCCAUCCAUUUGCAUGGCUUAACAUUGAAAAGCUACAGAAUAUAUUACAAAGAARGUGGAGGGCAUUAYACRCCAGACCAAAUGAAAGCAGUGACACCAGAUAGGGAAGAAACCAUUGUUGAUGGGUUGAAGAAAUACAGCAUAUACUCUUUUAGGGUUCUAGCCUACACAGAGAAUGGUAACGGAAUCUCCAGUGACCCCGUUAAUAUCAGGACAAGAGAAGAUGUUCCUUCUGCUCCUCCAUCUGAUGUCAGUGCAACAGCGGUCAGCUCAACAGCCGUGAUUGUUCAAUGGGAUCACAUUGAUCCUGCAUUCAGAAAUGGUAUCAUGAUUGGUUACAAUGUCACGAUAUCCAAUAUGAAAUCUGGUGAGACAAGCUUCAAAACUCACCUACCAGAUGAAGUUUAUGCGUUAUUUGAGAAUUUAGAUCCUUUCUCMCAGUAUUCAGUCGAGAUCUGUGGAUUGACGGCGCAGGGCUGCGGCAUCAAGGGUGGAGACAUUGUCAGGAUGCCUGAGGAUGCGCCGUCCAAGCCGCCAUUUAAUGCAUUAGUAACGAAUUUAUCGAGUUCCACUGAAUUAAUGAUUUCCUGGGAACCUCCUCCAGCGGAAAGCUUAGGCGGUAUCCUACAAGGGUAUACYUUAAGAUACAAAAAAAAGACGACAUCAGGAACACCUUUGGAAGAUGACACCUCUUUUGAUGUCAAGAUGCUGGGACCGUCUCUCCGUAACUGUACUUUAAGGAACAUGGUGCCACAUUCGGUGUACGAGAUAGGAAUAGCUGCAAGAACUGGUGCUGGUUCGGGUCCCUUUGCUGUAAUAUACGGAGAAACCUGCCGAUGUCCAAGAAUUAUCAAUACCAACUACUGGUUCCUUGCUCCAUACCUUUAUAAAACAGAAGAUGGAAAGCUCAACGGUAUCUUUGCUCAGAUCAUACCUANGACGACAUCAGGAACACCUUUGGAAGAUGACACUUCUUUUGAUGUCAAGAUGCUGGGACCGUCUCUCCGUAAAUAUACUUUAACGAACAUGGUGCCACAUUCGGUGUACGAGAUAGGAAUAGCUGCAAGAACUGGUGCUGGUUCGGGUCCCUUUGCUGUAAUAUACGGAGAAACCUGCCGAUGUCCAAGAAUUAUCAAUACCAACUACUGGUUCCUUGCUCCAUACCUUUAUAAAACAGAAGAUGGAAAGCUCAACGGUAUCUUUGCUCAGAUCAUACCUACUGUAACAUGA
This is a messenger RNA of Actinia tenebrosa (Australian red waratah sea anemone), 2184 nucleotides long. RefSeq lists its product as uncharacterized. The record is from RefSeq and is a predicted model, not a curated record. Gene Ontology annotation, molecular function: protein binding. NCBI's taxonomy places the organism in Eukaryota, Metazoa, Cnidaria, Anthozoa, Actiniaria, Actiniidae.